GCUCUCCAGGAACGCCGUGCUGCUGUUGCAAGCGGACUUGGUCCGUGUCACAAUGACCUUUACUGUCAAAGGUAAUUAAAGUCUGUGAAGAAGAGCAGACCUCUUGCCCCCAAAUUUUUCGCCAGUCGUUAUCUUUCCACACGCGCGCACGCGAACGCACUCUGUCAGCACCAUGUCGUCCACUGAGCGUGCAGACCUGGGUCUGGCGCUCUGCAUCAUCACCGGGGCCUCCAGGGGCUUUGGCCGGACUGUGGCGAGGGAGGUGUCGCGGUUGGUGAAGCCGGGCUCGGUGCUCGUCCUGGUGGCCCGCUCCGGUGACGACCUGCGGGCUCUGCGGACGGAGCUGGCCGACUCCGAGGAAGGAAGAGCGGGACUGGUGGUGGAGUGUGUGGAGGCAGAUCUGGGUCAGAUGGAAGGACCGGAGAGCGUGGUCAGAGCGUCUAAAGCCGCUUUGCCUGAAGUUAUAGAUCACCUCAUACUGGUCAACAACGCUGCCUCUCUGGGUGAUGUGUCCCGCUACGCCAAAAGCUUCACCAACAUGGCAGAGGUGGACUCUUAUUUGUCUCUCAAUGUCAGCUCCGCCCUGUGCCUCACCGCCAGCGUCCUCCAGGCUUUUCCGCAGCGUCCAGGUCUGAGGCGCACCGUGAUCAACGUCUCCUCGCUGUGCGCCCAGCAGCCUUUCCCCUCCUGGGUGCUGUACUGCACCGGCAAGGCUGCCCGAGCGAUGAUGUUCAGGGUACUGGCAGAAGAGGAGCCGGACCUCCGGGUGCUCAACUACUCCCCAGGGCCCCUGGACACCGCCAUGCAGUUGGUGGCCAGAUCUGAAACAGCUGAUCCCAGCUUGAGGAAGGCUUUUUCAGACAAGUUCGCUCAGGGCCAGCUGCUCACCUGUGAGGCGUCCUGCGCCAAGCUGAUGAAGCUGCUGCUGGAAGACAAAUACACAUCAGGAGCUCACAUCGACGUCUUUGACGUUUAGACGUAGCACGAGCAAACUCAGCCUUUUAGCUCUAGGGCAGAUUAUUUAAAUGUGCCUUGAUUUUAAUUGAAACUAUUAAUUUAUACUGUUGAUGACUACAGCCAUAAAUGGAAAAGUUCAAUUAAUUUUUAUUUAUAUAGCGCCAAAUCACAACAACAGUUAUCUCACAGCACUUUUCAUAAAAGAGCAGGUCUAGACCGUACUCUUAACUGUGAUGUUGAUUAGUUAUAAGCUGAUUCAAAUUUCACUGUCCGUCUUAACUCUGCAGGUUGUAGCAUUCUGAUGUUAAACUGACCAGUUUGACAGGAUGAAAUAUCAAACUGAUGUUCAUCAGAUUUACUUUCAAAACAUUCCAGAGCAGAGGUGCAGUAAAGCUGCAGUCAGUAAUGUCACUGCACGCACAGUUAGAGAAAUUCCUUUGAGAUGGUAGACACUACAGGACAUGAAGCACACAUUUGUAGAAAAGAUAGACAGUUAGGAAACAUUAUGUGUUACUGCACAUGCCUCAGGCCAUAAUGAGUAAUCUUCUGGUCACAGGGCGUCAUAAUGCAGUGGUGGGAUAUGAUUUUAAAACACAUGACAUCACCUGUUCACCCUGCUGCCUUCUGGGAAGAGAUAUAUAGAAGUUUCUGCUGCCGUACCAUCAGACUGCAGAGCAGCUUUUCCCCCCAAGCUAUCAGACUCUUAAACUCUAAUUCAUCCUCAGCACUGC
Molecule: messenger RNA, 1688 nt
Organism: Micropterus dolomieu (smallmouth bass)
Lineage: Eukaryota; Metazoa; Chordata; Actinopteri; Centrarchiformes; Centrarchidae
Gene: spra
Product: sepiapterin reductase a
Exons: 3
Coding region: 173-976 (267 amino acids)
Biological process (GO): tetrahydrobiopterin biosynthetic process
Molecular function (GO): sepiapterin reductase (NADP+) activity
Source: RefSeq, a predicted model, not a curated record